AUGCCACCUCCGAGGGAGAUUCCGGGGUUUUACUAUGAUGAGGUCAAGAGGAAGUACUUCAAGAUUGAGGAUAGCAAAAGGACGGUGUUGCCUGGCGGGGCGGCUGCUUGGGGGAGCGAAGGGGAGGUGAAGAGGCGGAGGAAGGAGGUGGAGAGGGAAAAGGGGGAGAGGGAGUGGAAGGAGAGGGUGAGGAGGGAGAGGGUUAGGAGGGUUGAUGUUGGUUGGGUGUUGGGGAGGGAGACUGGGCGGGAAGGGGAUGAUGGGAUUGUGAAGGAGUGGGCUGGGGGGUUGGAGGAUAGGGGGAAGAUCAAGAUGUGGGUUAAUCUGGAGGAGGACGGGGGGGUGAUUGAUUGUUUUUAUGUAGCUGGGCAGAGGGAGGCGCAGAAGGAGGGGAGGAAGGAGGGGGAGGAUGGGUGGGAGAAGGAGGAGGAUGAGGUUGGUGAGGAGUCGGUGUGGGUUUUUGCUGUCUUGCACAGUGGCGGCCUCAUAACCACACUACGUAAUAACUACAUCAACGCUGGAGACUGGUCGCCUGAAGAGACCGGGGCCAGACUUGUUUUGGGAACCCAGCGUGGCGUGUAUUGUGCCCGAGGUCCUGGUGCGACUGCUGCCACGACUGAAAUGGACACCAGGCGUCGACCAGCGAAACUUGUGCCGCCUUUUCGGGGCGAUGUACUCGCGGUUGACUUUCUUCAUGCGCAGCCUCAAGUGGUCCUCGCCGGCACUCGUUCAGGUCACGUUUGUCAACUCGAUACGCGGACGGCGCCGGAAGCAUGGGAUUCGAUGGUUUUCCGCCACAAGAGCAGCGUGGCACAUCUCAGGGCCGUCGGUGGCUUUGAUGUCCUCGCUGCGGGACCAAAGAACGCGAUGUGCAUCUAUGAUCUUCGCUUUGUGAAAGCGAAGGAGCAGAAGGCGGGCGAGAAGCCGUUUGAGCCCUGGGAGCGAAACACUGCGGCUCCGGCGGUGGAGUUUCCUGGCUAUCGCAACGAGGCACAUAUCAAGAUUGGGCUGGAUGUGCUUACGCAGCCGGGGUAUGGACAUGGUGUUGUUGCGGCUGCUCAUGAUGAUUGCACGGUUGGACUGUACUCGCUACGGGAUGGAUCGAGGAUGCCAUCGGGGGAUGUGGACAAGAGUAAGGCGCCGGGGGUGGUGAAGGCCAUCCAGUUCCAGACGGUGGCUUUUGAUCAGCAUCCCAGUUUGUUUGUUGGCCUUGGAUCGGUUAUUCAAAAGUUUUCUUAUUGAUACCCUUACUUUUUAGUUGCUUUGGCAUUGGUAGGCAGGCGUGUGUAGAAAAGAACCGAAUAACUGAACAUGUUUAGCAU
Messenger RNA from Podospora pseudocomata, 1322 nucleotides. RefSeq lists its product as uncharacterized. Gene Ontology annotation, cellular component: Cul4-RING E3 ubiquitin ligase complex. The record is from RefSeq and is a predicted model, not a curated record. Gene Ontology annotation, molecular function: protein binding. Lineage: Eukaryota; Fungi; Ascomycota; Sordariomycetes; Sordariales; Podosporaceae. The transcript has 3 exons. Bases 1 to 1242 code for a protein of 413 amino acids.